AUGAAUCUGGACGGAACUGUAGGCAACAUGGAAGAUGAGAAUAACUUCCAUUUUCCCAUUCUGAUGUCCGUCCAACCUUUAAUUUCCUUUUCAAUUGAUCAUGAAGAAUUUCUUGCAAAAGUUCCAUCUGUUGUAACAUCAAAUAAAGUUGAAAAGAUAAAUGUCAGGGUAUAUACAAGAAGCUGCAUGCGAUUUAAGUGGCUGAACCAUGGAGCUGAUAUGAGCAAUGUAAGAGGUGCGAACAGAGAGGUGCUAAUCAAUCGAUUGACGAUUAGAAAUUUUCUGUUAAAAUGGGCAUUCUUUGGUGGUAAAGACAUAUCUGCAACUCCAGCCGUAGCCAACGGAGUAUAUUUCCCAUCUUGGAGUGGAUAUUUGUAUGCAAUUAAUGCAUUCAAUGGUGUUUUAAUGUGGAAGCAGAACCUGAGUCAGCUAACUGGACUAAAUGGCAUUGGAAUCGGAGUGAAAGUAACCCUGUCGAGAUCAACUCCAACAAUAGCCAAUGAUCUCUUGUUCAUUGGAAUUUACGGGCCUGCUGUAGUAACUGUUGUCACACGGUUCAGUGGAAGACUUGUGUGGUCUGCUCAACUAGAUCCACGCCCUCGAGUACAGAUUACGCAACCCGGAACAUUUUACAUGGGGUUAAAUAGUCAAUACACAGAUUAUGCUCGGCCAUCCUAUUUAUCGGAGCGAAAGGAUUUUCCAGAGUUCAUACUCGUUUGCGGUUCGCCCGUUGAAUGUGGAUAUAGACAUUCCGGUUCAGAUGUGGGGGAUUUUGCACCGGACAAAAAGACCAGCAGCUUUGGGUGUAGACAUCUUGGACUAUGGCUAGAAAAGAAAGAAGAUGGAUGGUAG
This is a messenger RNA of Dovyalis caffra, 852 nucleotides long. Lineage: Eukaryota; Viridiplantae; Streptophyta; Magnoliopsida; Malpighiales; Salicaceae. The record is from the annotation of a GenBank genome assembly.